AUGAAGUUCUCCACCCCAAUUGUUCUUGCUGCUGCUGCUUCUGUCGUCGCUGCCGACCUUUCUUCUGGUGAGGUUUACACCACCACCACCGUCGUCACCAACAAUGACAUGACCUACACCAAGACCAACACCCAGACUUACACUGGUCAGGAGACCACCGAGCCAACCGCCGGUACUUACACUUACACCAUCUCCAAGCCAAACGGUAACAAGAUCAUCACCAACACUUACGGUCAGGCUACCACUGUUUCCACCAACAAGCUUGUCUCCGGUCCAGAUGAGACUUACUCCAGACCACACACUGCUGUUGUCCACAAGUCUGAGGUUACUGACUGGUACUCCUCCGUCUCUGCCCACAACAACGGUGAGACCCAGGCUGCUUCUUCUUCUGGUUCCGGCUCUUCCGGCUCUUCCAGCUCUUCCGGCUCUUCGUCUUCUUCUGACGGUGCUGGUAACGCUUUGCAGCUCGGUGCUGGUGUUGGUGCUUUCGGUGUUGCUGCUGCUUUGCUCUUCUAA
Candidozyma haemuli is the source of this 516-nucleotide messenger RNA. RefSeq lists its product as uncharacterized. The record is from RefSeq and is a predicted model, not a curated record. The transcript has a single exon. The coding region runs from base 1 to 516 and encodes 171 amino acids. NCBI's taxonomy places the organism in Eukaryota, Fungi, Ascomycota, Pichiomycetes, Serinales, Metschnikowiaceae.